Molecule: messenger RNA, 1398 nt
Organism: Penicillium concentricum
Lineage: Eukaryota; Fungi; Ascomycota; Eurotiomycetes; Eurotiales; Aspergillaceae
Product: Translation elongation/initiation factor/Ribosomal beta-barrel
Exons: 5
Coding region: 1-1398 (465 amino acids)
Biological process (GO): transmembrane transport
Molecular function (GO): transmembrane transporter activity
Source: RefSeq, a predicted model, not a curated record
AUGAAUUACCAUGUUGAACAUGCUUCUCUUCCUAUCGAGCGAUCAAACGAAAAGGAUGCAUCGACCAUCAUAGGUGAUGAUCCUAACCACCCAGUCAACUGGCCCCGGUAUAAGAGAAAUAUCAACCUGGGUCUAAUCUCAUUCCAUGCCCUUAUGACCAAUUUCGUUGGCGCUGGAAUCAUUCCCGUCUAUGCUACCCUCGCCGACAAGUUCGGUAUCGAGAUUCAGGAUGUUAGCUACUUGACCUCGAUUCAUAUUCUGUGUACCGGUCUUACACCCUUCUUUCUAGUCCCCCUUUCCACCAGAUUUGGUCGCCGGCCUGUAUGGCUUAUCUCCACGCUGUUCACGGCGGUCUGUAAUGUUGGGUGCGCAGAGAGCCAAAGUUAUGCACCCAUGUUGGUCUGCCGUAUCCUAGGUUCUCUCAUGUUGGGUGCUCCCAUCGCUCUUGGACCUCCCGUUGUGAUGGAAUCGUUUGCAGAGCACGAACGUGGUCUCGCUUUGGGAACCUGGUCUGCUUUUGUCACACUUGGCCCUUUGACCGGUCCAUUUGUCAUGGGAUUCGUUGCGGAGCGACUUGGAUGGCAGUGGAUCUAUUGGAUCUUCACCCUCAUCAGCGGCGCACAAUUUGUGUUAUACUUUUUAUUCAGCCCCGAGACGAGAUAUAUUCAGCAAGAGAAAUCAACCAGCAAGUCUGGCUUCAUGAAGUUGAUCACAUUCUCGCGAAUUGAUCCCACUCCUUUCACCAUCUCUGAAGUCAUCCGGCCCUUCUCAAUGGGGAAGCAAAUGACCGUGCUGCUGCCUGUGCUUUCACACAGUAUGAUCUUCUGUCUCUCGGCUGCAAUGCUGACAGUGGAGAUCCCUCAGCUGUUCGCCACACGCUUUGAGCUUGGCCCGGAGCAAACAGGUAUCCAAUUCCUUGGUAUCAUCGUCGGCACCAUCCUUGGUGAAUUGUUCAACGCUGUGGUUCUCAGCCUGAUGAACAGGCGAACAUUCGAAAAGCAAAGGCACGCUGUGAAUCCGAAGAAUUACCUCGUUGCAAGUUAUUUGGGCUUCGUCUCCAUGAUUGUUGGGUUGGUUGUCUUCUGUGUUCUAUUGGGCAACACACUGCCUAUGCACUACAAGGUGUCCCCGAUCAUUGGCAUUGGUGUUGCAGGAUUCGGAAACCAAUUAGUGUCCAACUUUUUGAUUAACUAUAUCAUGCACAUUCAUUCGGAUAACGCUGCUACUGCGUCGAUCUUCUUGGGCUUCAUUCGCCAGACAUGGUGCUUCAUCGGGCCUUUCUGGUUCCCUACCAUGUUUGAAACCGUGGGUAUUACAAACUGUGCUGGGCUUCUGUCCGCGCUGGUGGUCAUAAGUGUCCUGCCUGUUGUUUGGUUGCACUGGAGGUCACGAAGCUAG